AUGGAUGAAAAAAUUGAUGAACAACAUGCUGAAGUUGCCCAUCAAACUUCAAAACCUCGUUCAAAUUCUUUAUUUCAACCAAAUUAUCAAAAUUCAACAACUUCAACUCCAGAUUUAAAUUCUGAAAAAUCUAAUGGUCAACCAGGUCAACAAGGUCAAGAUGAAAUCUCUUCAGAUAAUAUCCUUUCACAAUAUGAUGAAGAUCAAGUUAUGCAAAUGGGUAAAAAUUUUGCACUAAAACAUAAUUUACCAAAUCCUGAAAUGUUCGCUAAAGGUGCUGCUAUAGCUCGUAAUCCAAAAGGUUAUAAUAGAAUGUCAUUCUUAACUGAUGAAGAAAAACAAGUUUUACAUCAAGAAGUUCAUAAUCCUUGGAAAAUCCCAAAGAAAUUAUAUCAAGUUAUUUUUUCAAUUUCAUUAGCUGCUGCUACCCAGGGGGCAGAUGAAACUGUUAUAUCUGGUGCUUUAUUAUUUUAUCCUCAUGCUUUAGGGAUUGGUGAAAAAACUGAUAGAAAUCGUUGGUUAGAAGGUCUUGUAAAUUCUGCACCAUAUUUAUUUUGUGCAUUUGUUGCAACAUUAUUUACAGAUCCGGCAAACAAGAGAUUUGGUCGUAAAAAAGUUAUAUUUUGGUCAUGUUUAGCAAGUGCUUUAACUUGUUUUUGGCAAGGUUUUGUAAAUACUUGGUAUCAUUUAUUUAUUGCAAGAGCUUGUUUGGGUGCUUUUGGUAUUGGUCCAAAAUCUGCAACUGUUCCUGUUUAUGCUUCUGAAACUGCUCCUGCACCAAUUAGAGGUGCUCUUGCGAUGCUUUGGCAAUUUUUUACUGCAUUUGGUAUUGCUCUAGGUUAUGUUUUUUCAAUUGCAUUUUAUUAUGUACCAAAUCAUGGUUUUAAAAGUGGAUUAAAUUGGAGAAUAAUGUUGGGGUCUGCAAUGAUUCCUGCAUUUUUAGCAUUAUUUCAAAUCCCUUUUAUACCAGAAUCUCCACGUUGGUUAAUGGGUAAAGAACGUUAUCUUGAUGCUUUUGAAUCUUUAAAAAGUAUAAGAAAUCAUGAAGUUUGUGCUGCAAGAGAUUGUUUUUAUCAAUAUGUCUUGUUGAAAGAAGAAGCUGGAUUAGAGACUCCAACAAUGGUUAAAUUAAGAGAAAUGUUUACCGUGAGAAGAAAUAGAAAUGCUUUAAUUGCUGCAUUUAUUGUUACUUUUAUGCAACAAUUUAAUGGUAUUAAUAUUAUUGCUUAUUAUGCUUCAACAAUUUUCGUUGAAGCAAAUUAUUCACAAAUUAGUGCUUUAGGUGUUUGUGUUGGUUAUGGUUUCAUAAAUACCCUGUUUGCAAUACCUGCUUUUUUCACAAUUGAUAAAGCUGGUAGAAGAUUUUUAUUAUUAAUUACAUUCCCAUUCAUGUCUGCAUUUUUAUUCCUUACUGCGUUUUCAUUUUUAAUUCCAACUGAUCAAAAAUCUGGUCGUGUUGGUGCAAUUACUUUAGGGUUAUAUCUAUUUACAUGUUUUUAUUCAUUUGGUUCCGGGGUUGUUACUUUCCCUUAUACUUCAGAAUGUUUCCCUCUUUAUAUCAGAACAUUAGGAUCAUCAUUAUUAGUUGGUAAUUUAUGGUUUUGGAAUUUUGUUAUUGCAAUUACAUGGCCAUCAAUGAUUGAUUCAUUUACACCAACUGGUGGGUUUUGUUUUUAUGCUGCAUGGAAUAUAGUUGGAUUUUUCCUUGUUUUAUGGUUCUUACCAGAAACAAAAGGCUUGACAUUGGAAGAAUUGGAUGAAAUUUUUGAUGUACCAAUGUAUAAACAUGCUACUUAUCAAACUAGAGAAUUUUGGCAUGAUUUUCAAAGAAAUUUCCUUAGAAGAAAUAUUCCGAAACAAGAACCUCUAUAUAGUCAUCAAAGAAUGGCUGUUACUAAUGAAUUCUGGAAUGAUAAACCAGAAAACCAGCAUAUUGAGUAA
This is a messenger RNA of Hansenula ciferrii, 1941 nucleotides long. RefSeq lists its product as uncharacterized. NCBI's taxonomy places the organism in Eukaryota, Fungi, Ascomycota, Saccharomycetes, Phaffomycetales, Wickerhamomycetaceae. Gene Ontology annotation, molecular function: myo-inositol:proton symporter activity. The record is from RefSeq and is a predicted model, not a curated record. Gene Ontology annotation, biological process: transmembrane transport. Bases 1 to 1941 code for a protein of 646 amino acids. Gene Ontology annotation, cellular component: membrane. The transcript has a single exon.